UUGUGACUUUCACAGAGAAGGACCUAUAGUCUUACUUUAUUUUACAUCUAAAGAAAUUGUGUAAAAAGUGUGAAAAGUGUUUAAGAUGCCGUCAGAAAUGCCCAGAAACAACAGGAAUUAUUCUGGCGAGGCCUCACAAAGGAACCAAAAUGGUCAGAACCAGGAUCCCCAAGCUCCUCGAAAUAACGAUGAACGGUAUUUAGAAAGGAAUGGAAGAUUAUUGAUGAUGAUGGACUACUUUCAAGUUUUAUUGGAUAACAUGGCUGAGAAUUUGCGACAAAAUGCCCGUACGCUGCACCUGCUUCACCAAAAUAUGACCUAUAUGCGUGAGGAGCAAAUAAGAUUGAUGGAGAACCGGGAGGACCCCCAGGUUUUCGAUUCCGACGAUGAAUUCGAGCACUAGGGAUGGACAGCUGAUCUACAAAAAACGGAAAUAACCUUAAUGUAUUACCAAUAUUUAAAUAAAAAACCAUUAUAAAAAAUUUGGAAAUAUAUAUUUUUUAUUA
Messenger RNA from Lutzomyia longipalpis, 506 nucleotides. RefSeq lists its product as uncharacterized. The coding region runs from base 86 to 403 and encodes 105 amino acids. The transcript has 2 exons. The record is from RefSeq and is a predicted model, not a curated record. NCBI's taxonomy places the organism in Eukaryota, Metazoa, Arthropoda, Insecta, Diptera, Psychodidae.